UAUUUCCACAUACAUUCAGCGCACCGCGCAACAAACUUUGGGCAAAUAUUUGCAUUUAAAACAAUAGUUGCAUUUGUUGCGUUGUAUAUUUGCUUGCAGUAUUUUUACGCCACUGCCACCUUGACGAUUUCAAUCAGACAGCAGCGAUAAUAAAUUCGAAAUUCUACGUUGGCGCGUACCGCGCGUCUCGUUGGGACAAUGCGUGUCGCAGCCGCAGGAGCCGCAGGAGUCGCAGUGCGUUGACGCACUUUGACGUGCUAUCUGUGUACGAUUGUGCGAUCGACUUCGCCUUCUAGGCCACAACUCGCGACAGUCGCGAGAGGCGCACCACGGAUCGCGGCAUCUGGUCGAAGCGCGCGCUCUCGCCGCCCGCGAUACUCGCGUUCUUCUCCGCUGGGCGCGUUCGGGUGCAGUUAAUGCAGGUAUCGCAGCAGGCUGACAGGAGGUGCGCCAGUCAAACAGCUGACACAAAAUUAUAGUGGUCCACAGCUGCAUCCAGCUGAAUCGGAUGUGAACAGAAUGUCCGGCAUGUCUCCGUCAGAGAAACGGCUCCAGAAAGAGCUUAUGUCACUGCUGAAGGAGCCGCCACCUGGAGUGCUUGUUGACUACGAGCUCGCCGAGCAGAACUUGCUGCAGUGGACAAUCCGCAUGGAGGGUGUGCCGGGCACGCUCUACGAGGGCGAGUGCUUCCAGCUGCAGUUCAAGUUCACCAAUAAGUAUCCGUUCGAUUCGCCUGAAGUCAUCUUCGUCGGCGCCAAUAUUCCCGUGCAUCCACACGUCUACAGCAACGGCCACAUUUGCUUAUCAAUCCUCACAGACGACUGGUCACCGGCGUUAUCGGUGCAGUCCGUCUGUUUGUCAAUUGUAUCUAUGCUCAGUAGUUGUAAAGAAAAGAAACGACCGCCUGAUAACGCUUUUUAUGUGAAAACCUGCAAUAAGAAUCCAAAGAAGACUAAGUGGUGGUAUCAUGAUGAUUCCGUAUAAUAUUUACUUAAUAUCAAUUGUGAUGAAAUUAUUUAUAGACACACAGAAGAACUUCUUAUCUCUAUUGUUUUCUAAUGUGUUUCAAAAACGAUUCGACGAAAUGCAAACAGUUGCAUCGCUGUUAUCGCAAGUUUAUUUAAAUAACUUAUUAGCGAUUUAGUUUCUAUCAUGAUGCAUAAAUCUAUGAUUAAAUUUUAAGCUAUCACUUAAUGUUGUUAAAGGAUGUUAGAUCGCGUUUGCUUCCGCUCAAGCAGCGCGAAGUGUUUCCGUUGCAUUACCACGAUUACUCCGAUAGCAUGAUAAUCGACGAAUGGAGUGCUUUCCGGAUGGAUUUCCUACCUACACACGACGAUUCUACGUAUUCGUAGAAGUUGAGUUUCACGUUUCGACGCUUUAUGAAAAAUUAUUGACGACGUAAUAAGUACAUUAUUGAACAAUGCAAGACGCCACACGUUGUUAUUUCCUAAACAGUUAGUAUAUAAUGACGAAAUAAAUAAAUUGUUCCUGUUGGAUAAACACGCAA
Dalotia coriaria is the source of this 1507-nucleotide messenger RNA. Its product is annotated as ubiquitin-conjugating enzyme E2 W-like. The transcript has 4 exons. Bases 520 to 984 code for a protein of 154 amino acids. The record is from RefSeq and is a predicted model, not a curated record. Lineage: Eukaryota; Metazoa; Arthropoda; Insecta; Coleoptera; Staphylinidae.